This is a messenger RNA of Amphimedon queenslandica, 548 nucleotides long. Its product is annotated as E3 ubiquitin-protein ligase RFWD2-like. The transcript is spliced from 4 exons. Gene Ontology annotation, molecular function: ubiquitin protein ligase activity; protein binding. The annotation marks the transcript as partial. Lineage: Eukaryota; Metazoa; Porifera; Demospongiae; Haplosclerida; Niphatidae. Gene Ontology annotation, biological process: proteasome-mediated ubiquitin-dependent protein catabolic process. The record is from RefSeq and is a predicted model, not a curated record.
UCAAUUCUCAUCUCUCUUCUUCUGGUCUCAAUACUGACUCUUUGGUCCCUUCCUCCUCUUCCUCUGUCUCCAGUGGAUCUUCUUCUUCUUUUGUUCCUCCAGAGACAUCACUGGACUCUGUCCCUUCGAUUAGUGGACCAUCAAGCACUGACUCAACAGUACUAAGGUCCGAAGGUUCCACUGCUUUUCGUGAGACCCUGUCUGCCGUCACUCAGUACUCCUCCUUUAAAGAACUGGCUACACUCACUUAUGCUGAUGGGCCCAUUGGAUCAAGCAGUAUUGUCUCCAGCAUUGAGUUUGAUAAAGAUGGAGACUUCUUUGCUGUUGGUGGAGUGACAAAGAAAGUGAAGAUAUUUGAUUACAAUACUGUCACAGAGGCUAGGAUGUUCCCAACCAUUCACUACCCAGUGAGAGAGAUACCUUGUCAUGCUAAAAUAAGUUCAGUUGCUUACAGUCCUUAUAUAAAGCCACAGUUAGCAACAAGUGACUAUGAUGGUACCCUGUCCAUAUGGGAUUGCCACCAGAUGAAAUGCACUAGGAAUUAUCAA